This is a messenger RNA of Emiliania huxleyi CCMP1516, 738 nucleotides long. RefSeq lists its product as hypothetical. Gene Ontology annotation, cellular component: cytoplasm. The transcript is spliced from 5 exons. The record is from RefSeq and is a predicted model, not a curated record. Lineage: Eukaryota; Haptophyta; Isochrysidales; Noelaerhabdaceae. The coding region runs from base 1 to 738 and encodes 245 amino acids.
AUGAGCGCGGACGCGCUCCCGUACUGCCCUCCGUCGACGGCGCCAGACCCUCUCGAGACGGAGGUCGCCCAGGCGCGCAAGCUCGUUCUGCGCGCGCUCGACGCCAAGAUAGCGAUCCAGGAUGACGCGACUGCGCUCGGAGCCAUCCGGCUCGCGCUCAAGCUGGCGGGCAACAUCCUCGAGCACCCGGACGAGGGCAAGUACACGCGGAUCAAGAACAGCUCCGCCGCCUUCCAGCGCUGCCUCGCAAAGUGCCCCGGCGGCCUCGAGCUCGUCAUGGCGAUGGGUUUCCGCACGGUCGUACACGAGUUUGAAGAGUUCUGGGCGGUGGAGGUGUCGCCGCUCGCGCUGAGCAUCCUGGCGGCCGCGAGGGAGGGGCUCGCGCGCUACGAAUCGCUCGUCGCGGGCGGAGAGGGCGCAGCGAGCGCGGCUCGAGAAGGUGACGGGGAGCAGCGAGCAGCGGGACCGGGAGUGCUCGCGGACAUCGAGGCAGACAAGGCGGAGCGGAGGGAGCGAGCAGCGCUCAUGAGGCGCGACGUCGACGCAUCGCCGCCGCCGCGAGGGGGAGCGGCGAACGGCGAGGCGGGGCGGGAGGGGCUCGAGGGAAAGGAGGCGCAGGCGGAGGCGGAGGCGGAGGCGCACGAUCAGGAUGCGGAGGGCAAUGGCGACGAUGCUCCCGCCCUCGAUCCCGCACUUGAAGGGUCGGAGGAGUGCGCGCGCCGAAGUGAGGCCGCUUGA